UUUAUUUAUUUAUUGCGUUUGACGAUUUGGCGAAAUUAAUCCCUAAUUGAAACCUGAAACAAAGAACCCCCUCAAAAAUAAUUCAACACUCCCAUCGUCUCUGUUCUAUUGUUAUUAUUUUCGAUUCGAUUGCAAAUAUCUGCUUUCAUUCCUCCUCUUUUAUCGUCGUCUUCAUCGGUAAUCGUCAUCUUCUGUUUGGGCAUAAAACAUAAACAGCGAGCUUGUUAAUUAGCACGUGCAAUUUGGCGGACGUCGGCGAUCAUCUUCGGCUUAGAAAACGUGCCGAUUUCUCUCUAAAUUCGAAGCAUCCGAUCGCUGUUAUUCUCUCUCAAUUGCACCUUUGAGGUGGAGAUUCGGUCCGUACUGUUGGAGUUGUAGCAGCAUGAAUAGCUAGUAGGUAAUUUUGUAAAGGAGAUGAACGUGCAGGCUCAUAUGACUGGACAGAUCUCUGGGCAGGUUCCUAAUCAGUUGGCCCAGCAGAAUGGGAAUCCACUCCCUACAGCCCAAUUGCAGAAUUUAGCGGCUGCUAGUGGCGGGGGUGCCACUCCUAAUAUUUUCACCAUGGACUCUGAGCUUCAUAGAGCUAGGAUUCAUAUGCGAGAGAAAAUAUUUGCAAUUAUAUUGCAGAGGCAGCCUCCGCCAGUUAGUGAACUACAGAAACAGAAAUUCAAGGAUAUUGCAAAACGCCUGGAGGAGGGUCUGUUUAAAGCUGCUCAGUCAAAGGAGGACUAUAUGAACCUACAUACCCUAGAGAGUCGUCUUAGUAGUCUGAUCAAGCGCACACCUGUGAAUAACCACAGUCAUAGACAUAUGCAACAUGUUAAUCCUUCUUCUUCAAUUGGUACCAUGAUACCAACCCCUGGCUUGUCACACAGUGGGAAUUCCAACAUGAUGGUAUCUUCUGUAGAUACCAUGAUGAUUGCUUCUGGUGGAUGUGAUACUAUAUCAGCAACAACUGUUAACAUGGGAAGCCUCUUGCCGACCAGUGGUUUACAUGGUGGUUCCUUCAGUAGAUCCGAUGGAGCUCUGUCUAAUGGAUAUCAGCAAUCACCGACCAAUUUUUCCAUUAACUCUGGCGGGAAUAUGUCAUCCAUGGGUGUGCAAAGAAUGACAAGCCAGAUGAUUCCAACUCCUGGAUUUAAUAGCAGCAAUAACAAUAGUACUAAUCAAUCUUAUGUAAAUAUGGAGUCAUCUAAUAAUGUUGGUGGUUAUUCAACCGUUGAAUCUACAAUGGCAUCACAGCCACAGCAGCAAAAGCAGUAUGCUGGUGGCCAAAACAGUCGCAUACUGCAGAAUCUUGGCAGCCAAAUUGGUAGCAAUAUUAGAUCUGGGUUGCAGCAAAAAUCUUUUGGGUUCUCAAACGUAGCUCUAAAUGGUGGAAUGGGAAUGAUUGGGAACAAUUUACAGCUUGUGAAUGAACCUUGUGCCUCUGAGGGCUUUAUGACAGCCACACCAUAUGCUAGUUCACCCAAACCAUUGCAACAGCAUUUAGAUCAACAACAGCGACAAAUGAUGCAUGGUGAGGGAUAUGGAAUAAGUAAUGCUGAUUCAUUUGGAUCUGGAAACUUUUAUGGUGCCAUAACUUCUGUUGGGUCAAUGAUGAAUGUUCAGAAUAUGGCUUCUGUGAGCCUACCGCCUGUGCCCAAAACUAACUCUCCUCUGGUAAAUAACCAGUCAAAUUUACAUGGUAUGCAACAAGCUGCGCAUAUUAAACCUCAAUCAGUUGAUCAAUCUGAAAAGAUGAAUUUUCAGUCCACACUACCUUCUAGAGACAGCAUCCUACAACCUCACCAACAACAGCAAUUUCAGCAACAUCAUCAUCAGUUUCCACAACAGCAAUUUGUUCAGCAACAAAGCACACAAAAGCAGCAAAACCAGCAGCAUCAACAUCUAUUGCAUGAUGCUUUUGAUCAGUCUCAGAUGUCUGAUCCUAGUAAUCAGGUGAAGCGUGAGCUUGGAGUGGAGCAUCAUAAUGAAGUUCUGCACUCACAAACCUGUCAACAGUUCCAAAUGUCUGAUUUGCAAAACCAAUUCCAGCAGAAUGUUGUUGACAAUCGUUCUAGGGGUGCUCAAAUUCUCUCUCUGCCAUCUGGACAGCAUGACAUGUGUUCAUCACUUGCACAAAAUUCACAGCAAAUGCAACAAAUGUUGCAUCCACAUCAAUUGGUUUCAGAUUCCCAAAGUGAUUUUAAUUCCCUUCCUGUUGGAACACCAUCAGAUGCAAUACUGCAGGUUCAAUGGCAUUCUCAUUUGCAGGAUGGAGCUGGUGUCCCUAGCAUUUCACAUGAGCAGCAUGUCCAAGAGGAUUUCCGCCAAAGAAUAUCUGGUCAAGAUGAAGCUCAGCGAAAUAAUUUAGCUUCAGAAGGUUCUAUUAUUGUUCAAAAUGUUCCUCCUAGAAGUACAUCAGAGACCCCAAGUUCAAAUGGUGUCAUUUGUAGAUCUGGAAGUGCAAACCGUGACCGACAGUUCAGAAAUCAACAGAAGUGGCUCUUAUUCUUGCGGCAUGCUCGCCGAUGUACGGCUCCAGAAGGGAAAUGUUCAGAUGUUAAUUGCAUUACUGUUCAAAAAUUGUUGAGACAUAUGGAUAGGUGCAAUUCUUCUCCAUGCACAUAUCCUCGAUGUCAUCAUACCAGGAUAUUGAUUCAUCACAACAAGCAUUGCAGGGAUGCAGGUUGUCCUGUUUGUAUUCCUGUCAAAAAUUAUAUAGAGGAACAAAUGAGGGCACGCACUCGUCCAGGGUCAGAUGCUGGUUUUUCAAGCAAAUCUAAUGAUACUGGUGAUAAUUCAGCUAAAUUCAUUUCAAAAAAUCCAUCAGUUGUUGAAACUUCAGAAGAACUACAACCUUCCUUAAAGCGCAUGAAGAUAGAGCAGUCCCCCCAAUCUUUUAAACCAGAGAAUGAAACGGUAGCUGCAUCUGUUUCUGUAACCUCUGAUUCUCACUUAUCACAGGAUGUCCAGCAGCAAGAUUACAAACAGAGUGACUCUCGUUUGCUGGUUAAGUCUGAGUACAUGGAAGUAAAGUUGGAAGUUCCUGUAAGUUCUGGACAAGGAAGUCCUAGUAAUAAUGAGACGAAAAAGGAUAUCGUGGAUGAUACAAAUAGCCAAAAGCCUCAUGGGGAAUCUGUUGUACAGGAUGACUCAACUAGUUUAUCAAAGAAAGAGAGCAUCGAAGUUGAGAAAGGAACUGAUCCAGUCAAGCAAGAAAAUUCUGCACAACCUGCUGAUAAUGCAGCAGGAACUAAGUCUGGAAAGCCAAAAAUAAAGGGGGUAUCAUUGACUGAACUUUUCACACCUGAACAAGUUAGGGAGCAUAUUAUAGGCCUCAGGCAAUGGGUUGGCCAGAGUAAGUCAAAGGCAGAAAAGAACCAAGCAAUGGAGCAUUCAAUGAGUGAGAACUCUUGUCAGUUGUGUGCAGUUGAAAAGCUUACUUUUGAACCACCACCAAUAUAUUGCACUCCAUGUGGUGCUCGCAUUAAGCGAAAUGCAAUGUAUUAUACUAUGGGAGCUGGUGAUACACGGCACUACUUCUGUAUUCCAUGCUAUAAUGAGGCCCGUGGAGACACUAUCAUCGUUGAUGGGAGUGCUAUCCCAAAGGCAAGGCUUGAGAAGAAGAAAAAUGAUGAGGAGACGGAAGAAUGGUGGGUUCAAUGUGACAAGUGUGAAGCUUGGCAACAUCAAAUUUGUGCUCUAUUUAAUGGUCGAAGAAAUGAUGGUGGACAAGCUGAAUAUACUUGCCCUAACUGCUACGUGGCAGAGAUUGAAAGAGGAGAGCGUAAGCCUUUACCACAGAGCGCUGUUCUUGGGGCCAAAGAUCUACCAAGAACAAUACUUAGUGACCACAUAGAGCAACGAUUAUUCAGGAGAUUGAAGCAGGAAAGACAGGAGAGGGCCAGGAUUCAAGGAAAAAGUUAUGAUGAGGUUCCUGGAGCAGAAGCACUUGUAAUUCGAGUUGUUUCUUCAGUUGACAAAAAGUUGGAAGUGAAGCAGCGGUUUCUUGAAAUAUUUCGAGAAGAGAAUUAUCCAACUGAGUUCCCUUAUAAGUCCAAGGUGAUUUUGUUGUUUCAGAAGAUCGAAGGUGUGGAGGUAUGCCUAUUUGGCAUGUAUGUCCAAGAAUUUGGAUCGGAAUGUCAAUUUCCAAAUCAGCGCCGUGUCUAUCUGUCUUAUCUGGAUUCUGUGAAGUAUUUUAGACCUGAGAUUAAAGCAGUGGCAGGAGAGGCUCUCCGAACAUUUGUUUAUCAUGAAAUUUUGAUUGGAUACCUUGAAUACUGCAAGAAGAGAGGUUUUACAAGCUGUUAUAUAUGGGCUUGCCCUCCAUUAAAGGGUGAAGACUAUAUAUUAUAUUGUCAUCCAGAAAUCCAGAAAACACCAAAAUCUGACAAACUCCGGGAGUGGUAUUUGUCAAUGCUGAGAAAAGCUACUAAGGAAAAUAUUGUGGUUGAGCUAACUAAUUUAUAUGAUCAUUUCUUUGUAUCUACUGGUGAAUGUAAAGCAAAGGUAACGGCAGCAAGGUUACCAUACUUUGAUGGUGACUAUUGGCCUGGUGCUGCGGAGGAUUUAAUUUAUCAGCUUAACCAAGAAGAAGAUGGCAGAAAACAGAACAAGAAGGGAACUACCAAAAAGACCAUAACAAAAAGGGCUCUAAAAGCAUCUGGUCAGUCAGAUCUUUCUGGCAACGCAUCGAAGGAUCUGCUGCUAAUGCAUAAACUUGGUGAGACAAUCUGCCCAAUGAAGGAAGAUUUUAUCAUGGUUCAUUUACAGCAUUGCUGCACCCACUGUUGUAUUUUAAUGGUAUCUGGAAACCGCUGGGUUUGCAACCAGUGCAAAAAUUUUCAGAUUUGUGAUAAGUGUUACGAGGUUGAGCAGAAGCGUGAAGAAAGGGAGCAACAUCCUGUCAAUCAAAGGGAGAAACACGUACUGUAUCCAGUUGAAAUCACUGAUGUACCUGCUGAUACAAAGGAUAAAGAUGAAAUUCUUGAGAGUGAAUUCUUUGACACAAGACAAGCAUUUCUGAGUCUUUGUCAAGGAAAUCAUUAUCAGUAUGAUACUCUACGCCGGGCUAAGCACUCCUCAAUGAUGGUCCUGUACCAUCUCCAUAAUCCAACUGCUCCUGCUUUUGUUACGACAUGCAAUAUAUGUCAUCUUGACAUUGAAACGGGUCAAGGUUGGCGCUGUGAAGUUUGUCCUGAUUAUGAUGUAUGCAAUGCUUGUUAUCAAAAGGAUGGGGGUAUUGAUCAUCCUCAUAAGUUGACGAAUCAUCCAUCAAUGGCUGAUCGUGAUGCCCAGAAUAAAGAAGCCAGGCAACUAAGGGUCUUACAGCUUAGGAAAAUGCUUGAUCUUCUGGUGCAUGCUUCACAGUGCCGUUCUCCACAUUGCCAAUAUCCAAAUUGUCGUAAGGUGAAGGGACUUUUCCGGCAUGGGAUUCAAUGCAGGACACGUGCUUCUGGAGGUUGUGUUCUGUGCAAGAAAAUGUGGUAUCUCCUGCAACUUCAUGCCCGGGCAUGCAAAGAAUCUGAAUGCCACGUACCACGUUGCAGAGAUCUAAAAGACCAUUUGAGAAGGCUGCAGCAGCAGUCUGAUUCACGGCGUAGGGCUGCUGUGAUGGAGAUGAUGAGACAGAGAGCUGCAGAGGUUGCUGGAAGGGGUGACCAAUCGCCUGUAUUACUGGGUACUGGUGGCUGUCGGAUACUUUGGAUGAAGAGGUUCAUUGGUGGCCUAACCACCACAAGCAAGUCAUCAGCUGUAGUGGGCUACUUUUGCUCUUGUAAUAAUAUAUUACCAAUAUAUGUAUUUGGAUUGAGGAUGUAUAUGGGGUCUCCUAAAGUUGAAAAGCCUGCGUUUGUUAAUGGCACUACUCGAUAGCAAGUCUAUAAGCUAUUGACGGGAAAUCACUGCUGCUCGGCUGGACGGAUGAAAUAUGCGCGGCAGAUUUGAUGUCGAUCACUACUUGUUUUUCUAUUUCCAUUUUAGUAAAGUAAAUUAUUUGAGAAAAAAUGGUAAUUUCAAGAAAAUGUUAAAAAUAAAAUGAAAUGAUUGAGAACUUGUGGAAGUAAUGAGUAGAGGUGAGUUAUCGGUUGGUUGGUUGGACCAAAUAAAGGAUAAAUUUGAAUUAAUUUAAUUUGAUUUAAUUUUAUUCUUCGGUUUUAUAGCAAAAUAAGUUCAGUAAUAACAGGGGAAGAAGUACAUACAUUUCACAGCUUCAAACGUCACACGCUCAGGUAAGACAAUUUAUGGCAAAUGCCGUAAAAAAAAAAAUUGAGUCCUGCAGCAUAAUUUGUCUAAUAAGAGGUGAAGUAGAAACAGGUGCAAGUUCAUUUCACCAACUAGAGUAGUUGAUUAGCAACGGGAGUCCGGCAACAUCCUAGUUCUAGAUAACAUGUUAAUGAAAUGCUCUUUUCUAAGCUUUCAAACAUGCUGCAGAAUACUAAACCUUGCAACUGUGGCAUACACAUAAUUUUGCUGAUUUUCUUUGAUUACGGCUUUUGUAGAAUGCUCCAACUGGUUUCUUUCCUGCUUCACUCUUGUGAUCGUCAACUUGUAGAACAUGCAAAUGUUGAGUUCGAAGAAAUAAACAGAGAGUUAACAGUGUGAAAUUGGGGCUUAUUUAUGUGUUUUUCUAAAACUUAAGGGCUUAAAGUGGCCCUUAAAAACGCAGUUCGCCAAAUAACUAUCAUACCUCUCAUUUUUUGUAUAUAUUUGUCUUUUAAGUAUUUUGCCCCACCAAUUCCUUUUCAUUUCAUAAAGAAAUGUCUUUCGGCUUUUUCUAUUUUUAUGUCCAAACGAGAAAAUUGAGAUUCUCUCUUCGUUUCGGUAAAUCUUUUUCCUUUCUUUUCUCUGCUUCUUUCCUCCACCCAGUCAAUUGUCUCUUUUUCUCCCUAUUUCUCUAUUUCUAAGGGCAUUACAGGUCUGAUAUGGAAUGGUUACACUCAACAUGUAUAUGAUUCUUGGGGUCUGAAUGUCCCUUUGUAUCACUGGAAGCUAAAUUUGUUUGUUUUAGCGUUCAUUUUAAGUUCUUACCCGUCUUCCUUGAUGAACAUUUCUGUGGUUGGAUAUGAAGGUCUGGUACUCUCUGUUGGAGGAAAUGGAAGAUCCUAAAGUUUGAUUCUUGAAGCUUGGCCUUCGGCUGAUAUAACUCAAAGCGAAUUGUGUUUUGCAAGGAUUAGCACAAAAGUAGUAUUUUGUAGGGUAAACAUUUGUCAUGCCUUGCUCAGAAAGCUUUGAUUGUUUUGGUGCUACCGUUAUAGUUGCCAUCAUUUUCUUCCAUCUUGGGAUGAAGAUUUGAUUGCGAUUUUUAUUGUUUGCACCUUUUUUCUGUAAAUGGCUGGUCAGAGUGGCAUUUUCUUCCUUCCGCCCUGUGAAACCAGAUGAUCCACCAUUAGACUCAUUCUUGUACACCCAUUGACCAUAGGCUUUGAGCAUCGAAGGCAGAGACCUGUUGAAGCACCUGUACGAACAAAGCAAGAUCUGAGAAGCUUUAAGCUAAUUUUGGAAUAUAUAAAACCUUUGCCUACUGGGCAAGAAACAAACUCUGUCUUAGUCUCAUGUACAGGUUUAGGAGUAGAACCUACCAGAAGGGAGCAAGUUCUGAAAGCCAAGAGGCUGGGAAAGACUCAUUGAGGAGGUGAUGUAGAACAACUCAACUCAACUAAGCCUUUAUCCCAAAAAUUUGGGGUCAGCUGUAUGGAUUCGCUUUCUCCACUCUCCACUCUGAACGAUUUUGGGUUAAAUCCUCAGAAAUGUCUGGGAAGUUAGAUAGCAGUUUUGACAACAGAGAUGGGCAGAUCUGUGAUUGGAGAAGGGCUGGAGAGGGUCAGAUGCCAGAGAAAUCUAGAAAACUUGUAAGUCUAGAUUCAGGUCAAGAUCUAACCCGGUCAGGUCUUCUUUUCCGAGAAGUUGUAGGCGAUUGGAAAGGUGCUGGAAGGGUUGCCUAGAUGCCGCUGGUGGAUUGACGGUGGCAGUGCUUGGGUUUGAUGGCCGGAAGGUGGUGUAUGUUGAGGGGUGGGAGUGCGCUGCUAGGUAGGGCUGUUUCUCAAAGCUUUCUAUUUUCUAUUGGGAAAAUUUUGGGAGCACAAUGGAAGGAUCGAAAGUUUGCGGAAGCUUAUGGAAAUUUGGAUUGAAUUUAGGCCAUCUUUCCAUACUGCAUUAGGAGGUCAGGCCUUGGAUGCACAAUCAUUCUCCCUGGUUAGUGUCCUGUCCAAGGUUUUCUGGGUUUGUAAAUAUAAAGUUCAAUGGUCAUUCAGUUAGGUGGGAGAUAAUGAAGCAAUAGGAAAGCUGUAUGAAAGUUUAUUCUUAUUACUAAGAAGCUGAUAUUCUGUGACUGGGUAAUGGGAAAAUGAUUUAGGUGUAUAGCAUGUAUAAUAUUGUUGUACCUAGAGUGCACCAAGCCUCUUCUCUUUUGGCAUGUGGGCUUGCAUAUAACACUUGAAAUAUCUUUUUGCCAAUGGCGGGCUUCUAGUCAAAUACCUCCAUGUCCCACAUCAUUAAUAAUUAGGAGGUUGUAGACGAAGUUGCCCCGAGUAAAAUCUUUAGUGAGAGCUACUUGUUGUAAAUAGAAAUUAAUUGGCAGCUGAUAGAUGUUUCAACUGUCAAAUGUGAAUCCAUGAACAUAAUUAAAGAUUCCUUGUGCAGGAAGAGCCUUGCGGCCAACGUGCACUCAUAUUUGACCAAGGAAACAGGAUUUCUGAGUUGAAAAUUUAAUUUUUUUUGGACAGAGAGAGAAAAUAAUUGUACUUUACUCAAAUCCUGAUAAAUGUUGUUUAUUUAGGGCAUUAGCUGUAUUGGUAUAAUUGAGAGUUUGUUUGUUCCCGCCAAAAGAUUAGUUAAGUUAUUGUUAGCUUCUUUUAUGUUCAUUGACAGCUCAUGUGAGCAAUACUUUGUUAACUCUAGUUAGCUUCUCCUAUAAGAUUUGUUCACUCACACGCCAAAAUCCAUUUGUUUACCUAAUGGCCAAGUUACUGAAAUUAACCAAACAGGCACUGUUUACUUGCGUAAUAGCCUUUCUCUAUACAGUGUGCUCUUAGUUCCUUCAUUUAAAUUGAAUUUACUUUCAGUUACCAAGCUUCUUAAAACCUAAACUUAUUGUUUUACCCUUUCUGUUGCCUAUUUCAGGACCAGAAGACUAAAGUAGUGGUCAUGAAGGACUUUACAUUCUGGAUAAGUCUAGUUUUCUUUCAUCCACCAUUUAGUUUUAUCUUUCUAAAGUGAAACAUUUGCUUGAUACCCUUGCUUUGAACUCUGUAAAUACCAGCUUCUCUAAUGUGAAUAUUUAUAAAGAGAAUUUUCAGUUGUCCAAUUCUGCUCAAACUUUAGACUUUGCUAUACUUAAUGCUAGAUUAGGACAUUCAUCACUUCAGAAAUUACAAAACAUUACUCCCUUCAAACUUCACAUUGAUUGUCAUUAUAAAUGUCCUUUAUGUCCUUUAGCUAAACAAGCCAGAAUUCCUUUUCCUGAUAGUGAGAUAAAAACAUAAUACCCUUUGGAAUUGUUACAUGUUACGGGGUCCUUAUGCCAGACCUUCUAUUUGUGGAGAUAGAUUCUUUGUGACUAUUGUAGAUGACAAGUCCAAAGCAACUUGGACUUACAUGAUUAGACAUAAAGACCAAUGUAGCUAUGUUCUUACUAUGUUUCUCAAUUAUGUGGAAACCCAAUUCAAUGUCAAAGUGAGAAUAGUAAGGACAGAUAAUGGGAUGAAGUUUGUGAAUCAUCAAUGUUUACAAUUGUUUCAGUCUAGGGGGAUUAUUCAUCAAAAAAGUUGUCCAUAUACCCCUAAACAGAAUGGCAUAGUUGAGCGAAAACAUAGACAUCUCUUGGAUAUUACUAGAGCUUUGAGAUUGCAAGCCCAUUAACCAAAAAGAUUCUGGUCCGAGUGUAUUUUGACUGCUAAAUACCUUAUUAAUAGAUUGCCCACCAAAUUCCUUUCUUGGAAAACUCCUUAUUAAUUAUUAUUUCAUAAACCACCCACUUAUGACCAUUUAAGAGUGUUUGGUUGCCUCUGUUUCACUGUUAACCUUCACCCACAUAGAGACAAGUUUGAUGAUAGAUCACAUAAGUGUCUGUUUCUUGGGUAUCCACCUACACAAAAGGGCUGUAAAGUCAUGGAUUUGCAAACCAAUAAAGUUUAUGUAAGCAGGGAUGUAAUUUUCUUUGACACAAGUUUUCCUUUCAAUAAUACAACAUUAUCUUCUGUUGAGUCUUCCACACCAAUUCUUCCUUUUCCUAUUUCUUCACCUACAUCACACCAUACUGACACUCUCCUCUCUACUCUAGUUCCUGAACUUCAUUCUUGUGAAUCUUUCCACACCAAUAACUGAACCUUCUCAACCUACAUCAUUAACACCCCAAUUGUCUCUUUCUCUUGCUUCAGUCCUACCACCAUUAAGAAGAAGUACUAGACUUCAUCAGCAACCUUCACGGUUAAAAGAUUUUGUUGUUGCCUCUCUUUCUUAUGCUACUACCUCUGUGGCAGUCUUCUAUUCCUCACCAGGUACACCUUUUAUUUUCUCACCUUGCCACUAUACCUUUGUUACUUUAGUAUCUAAAACUCAAGAGCCUGUUACUUAUCUUCAAGCAAUAACUAACACCAAUUGGAUUGAGGUUAUGAAUCAAGAAUUGCAGGCUUUGGAGAAAAAUGGCACUUGGGAACUUUGUGAGUUACCUAAAAGGAAGAAGGCUAUUGGUUCAAAGUGGGUUUUUAAAGUCAAAUACAAACCAGAUGGAGAGGUUGAAAGAUAUAAGGCCCUCUUAGUUGCUAGAGGGUACGGAGGGACUUGAUUUUAAGGAGCGAUUUAGUCCUGUGGCCAACAUAGUCACUGUUAGAAUUUUUAUUGCCCUCGCAACUGUUCAGAAAUGGCCUAUAUAUCAGUUAGACAUUAAUAAUGCUUUUUUGCAUGGUUGCUUGGAUGAGGAAGUGUAUAUGAGGGCACCAGAUGGGUACACCAAGGCAUUACCAGGGCAGGUCUGUUUACUGAAACGGUGCCUUUAUGGUUUAAAACAGGCUUCCAGACAAUGGAACCUUGAAUUUACUUCCUUUUUGCAAUCUUUGGGUUUUAAACAAUCAGUACAUGAUCAUUGUCUCUUUACCUGAACAAAUUCAGAUGCUCUUCUAGCUCUUUUAAUCUAUGUGGAUGAAGUCAUCAUAACUGGAACCAAUUCACAAGCCAUUGACUAAGUCAAAUCUGCCCUGCAUGGUAAAUUCACUAUCAAAGACCUUAGUUUCAUGAAAUAUUUCCUUGGUUUGGAGGUAGCUCAAUCAGAAACUGGUACCCUUAUCAGCCAAAAGAAAUUUAUCUUAGAUGUUCUGAAGGAGACUGGCAUGACAGCAGCUAAAGCAGUGUCUAUGUCUCUUCUUAAGGGUCUUCAUUUGGCACCGGAUGAUGGAGAGUUAUUGACAGAUCCUGAUAAGUUUCGAAGUCUCAUUGGGAGACUUUUAUAUGUGAACAUCACCAGGCCUGAUAUUACUUACUCUGUGCAACAUUUGAGUCAGUUCAUGGGUGCUCCUGGGAAGCCCCAUUGGGAUGCAGCAUUACAUUUGCUUCGUUAUUUCAAGUCUUGUCCUUCUAAGGGACUUUAUUUCCCUGUGCAUUCUGAUCUUAAGCUCAGCGCAUUUUGCAAUGCAGAUUGGGUUCCUGUGUUUUUUCUCGCAAAUCAUUUGUAGGGUUUGCUUUUUUUUUUGGAGAUGCUUGGAUUAGUUGGAAAACAAAGAAGCAGAACACUGUUUUUAAAAGUUCUGCUGAAGCUGAAUACCGCAGCAUGGCUGCUACUGUUUGUGAAUUGUUGUGGGUUUCUUAUAUUCUUGAUGAUUUGCGGGUCAUUGUUCAGCUUCCUAUCUCCUUGAAGUGUGAUAAUGAAGCAGCUAUUCAUAAUAACCCUAUUUUUCAUGAAAGGGCUAAGCAUUUGGACAUUGAUUGUCAGUUGGUUAGGGAACAAUUGCAGUGUGGUUUUAUUUUGCCUUCUCAUGUUUCUUCUGUUCAGCAGCUUGUAGAUUUGUUUACAAAGCCUUUACUUGCUGCUUCUUAUCAUUCUUUAGUAUCCAAGUUGGGUCUUGUGAACCUUUCCCAUGAUCCAACUUGAGGGGGGAUAUUGGUAUAAUUGAGAGUUUGUUUGUUCCCCCAAAAGGAUUAGUUAAGUUAUUGUUAGCUUCUUUUAUGUUCAUUGACAGCUCAUGUGAGCACUACUUUGCUAACUCUAGUUAGCUUUUCCAAUAAGAUUUGUUUUGUAUAUAAACUCUUGUACAUUUCAUUCAAGAUAAUGAGAAAUACAGUUUCUCUUUCAA
Messenger RNA from Hevea brasiliensis (rubber tree), 12269 nucleotides. RefSeq names its product histone acetyltransferase HAC1. The transcript is spliced from 22 exons. Gene Ontology annotation, biological process: positive regulation of transcription by RNA polymerase II. Gene Ontology annotation, cellular component: transcription regulator complex; histone acetyltransferase complex. The coding region runs from base 415 to 5859 and encodes 1814 amino acids. Gene Ontology annotation, molecular function: histone acetyltransferase activity; chromatin DNA binding; zinc ion binding. Lineage: Eukaryota; Viridiplantae; Streptophyta; Magnoliopsida; Malpighiales; Euphorbiaceae. The record is from RefSeq and is a predicted model, not a curated record.